GCAGGGGUGAGGGGUGUCUGCCGAAUCUUCUGGUAUAUAUUAACAGUCAAUCAUUACAGAAGUCCAAAGGGGUCAGCAGCACUGAAAAAUCCCUGUUGAUCCCGUUUCCAUUUUUCCUCUCUUUUCGGGCCAGUGGAUACAUGUUCUUGCUGUGAUGGUGGGACCCAGGCUGUCCGUGCUCGCCGCCUGCUUCACAUGCCUGCUUUGGGCGUCUGGACUAGGGCAGGAGGUACCGCAGGACACCCCAGUGCCCUGUGAUGACAAAGGCAUUGACACAGCGGUGGACGCUGCUCUGUUGAAACUCAAUGAGAUGCUGAAAUCUGGAAAUAUCUAUGCUCUUUACCAAAUCCAUGAGGUCAAGAAGGCUGAGAACGAAUCAGGUACAGAGAUGUCGCUGCACUUCACCAGCAGGCAAACAGAUUGCCCAGUAGGGGGAGACAACAAGUGGAGAGACUGUGAAUACUUUAAAUUUGGCCCUGAUAGGCCCAGGUCUUGUAAAGCAAGAAUUUUUAUCACUGAGGGCAGUUCAGAGGUCCUUUUUGUUGACUGUGCUUCUGAGCCUGCAGUUACGUCUGAGCGAGCCCCAUGUCUGGGCUGUCCAGUGGAUAUUGAUCCAGGGAGUGAUGAUUUGAAAGAUCCAUUGAGCUUCUCUGUUGGCCAAGCAAAUGAUGCACACAAUGAGGUCUUUCUGUUCAUAUUGAGAGAUGUUGUCUCAGCCUCAAGACAGGUGGUAGCUGGAUUCAGAUACCAAUUACAAUUUAACAUGUACAGCAGCAAUUGCUCGAAAGAAGAGUUCAAGGAAGUCACAGACGCAUGUCACCCAGACCCAACCCCGACCUUUGUGAAAUGCAAUUCCACUGUGGAUGUGGCACCAUGGCGCCAUACGGUACCGGAAGGAAAUGUCUUCUGUGAGCCUGGGGAAUUCCUGGUGACACCUCCCACGAAUUCUCGGAGAAGGCCGCCAGGUUGGACUCCCCUGAGGAACAACGUUGUGGAUCCCCGGAACCCCGGGGUCAAGGAGUCUUCAGAGGAGGAAGUGGAUCCUCUGAAACCAGCCGGAACGGUGGCCACCAAUCAAGAGAUGACCGCAGCUCCCACAUCCACUCCUGACCCCUCCAGGACUCAGUCACCCCUCAACUGCCCCUCAAAGCCGUGGAAGCAAUAUGUUCCAUGGACUCCAACCACUGCUCCACCGGCACAUACCACAGCCAAGCCGCAGGUCGAAGGGGCUUUCAGUGAUCUAGAUUUGUUAGGGUGAACAUAAUCAUGUAGGCCUGUGUGCCUAUGUGGUUAUGCACAGUUAGAAGGUGUUUGUGAUAAACGGCAAAAUGCCAUAUUGUGUACUCUUAUUUGAACAAAAAAUGCUGAAUAAACUUAUUGACUUGACUUAUUUCACCCUGUAAAGAAAUUAUUUGAUGACACACUGUUAGAACAGUAUGAAAGAAUAAUUUAACCGAAUUACUGGCAUUUGCACACGUUAUCUAUGAGUUGCUUUGUAGGUUGGCCGACUGUUUUGGAAAAGCCAGAUUGUCUUGUAAAUAAAGUUAUUUUAAUUGUU
Molecule: messenger RNA, 1558 nt
Organism: Engraulis encrasicolus (European anchovy)
Lineage: Eukaryota; Metazoa; Chordata; Actinopteri; Clupeiformes; Engraulidae
Gene: kng1
Product: kininogen 1
Exons: 7
Coding region: 155-1258 (367 amino acids)
Biological process (GO): negative regulation of blood coagulation; negative regulation of endopeptidase activity; positive regulation of cytosolic calcium ion concentration
Cellular component (GO): blood microparticle; extracellular region
Molecular function (GO): cysteine-type endopeptidase inhibitor activity
Source: RefSeq, a predicted model, not a curated record